Ornithorhynchus anatinus (platypus) is the source of this 4548-nucleotide messenger RNA. It is a transcript of the gene NKAIN3, whose product is annotated as sodium/potassium transporting ATPase interacting 3. The transcript has 6 exons. Gene Ontology annotation, biological process: regulation of sodium ion transport. The coding region runs from base 177 to 728 and encodes 183 amino acids. The record is from RefSeq and is a predicted model, not a curated record. Lineage: Eukaryota; Metazoa; Chordata; Mammalia; Monotremata; Ornithorhynchidae.
AAGGAGCGAGGACCCGGCCACUCUGGUCACUCCGGAGACCCAGGCCCGGGGGAGGAUGCACUGAGCUAAGCCUUGGCCCCGGCGCUGGGGCGGGGGGGGUCUCUCUCCUUUCUCUCUCUCUCUCUCUCUCUCCCUCUCUCUGUCUCGGUGUCUCUGUGUCUCUGUCUGGGGUGACCAUGGGCUGCUGCUCCGGCCGCUGCACGCUCAUCUUCCUCUGCGCGCUGCAGCUGCUCUCUGCCUUAGAAAGGCAGAUCUUUGACUUCCUGGGUUUCCAAUGGGCUCCGAUUCUUGGCAACUUCCUGCACAUAAUCGUUGUAAUUCUGGGCCUGUUUGGAACGAUUCAGUUCAGGCCUCGGUACAUGGUGGUGUACACGAUCUGGACUGCCCUGUGGGUCACCUGGAAUAUUUUCAUCAUCUGCUUCUAUUUAGAAGUAGGUGGGCUCUCUAAGGAUACGGACCUAAUGACCUUCAACAUCUCAGUGCACCGCUCCUGGUGGCGCGAGCACGGGCCAGGCUGCAUACGGCGGGUGCUGCCCCCUUCCACCCAUGGGCUGUUGGACGAUUACAUGUACGUCUCGGUGACCGGCUGCAUCGUGGACUUCCAGUACCUGGAGGUCAUCCACAGCGCCAUCCAAAUUCUGCUGUCCCUGAUCGGUUUCGUGUAUGCCUGUUACGUGAUCAGUGUUUUCAUGGAGGAAGAGGACAGCUUUUCAGGUCGAAAUAAGUAACAUGCAGUGGCCGGGCUGUAUCCGCUGAAUACAUUGACCUGAGACGGAAAGAAAUCAACCUAAGAUGGAGAGCACCCCGAGCGAAAAAUCCUUCUCACAGACACACCACCUCUCGAAUUUUUUAGGAAGAACGGACUGUCCCUUGAUUUUCCAGUCACCAACGAAUCCUUCGGUCACAGCCUGCGUCGUAUCCACGUUGUCGUUAAGUGAAUUGUAGGUACCAGGGUGGCUCUUUUUUUUUUUAACCAUUUACUGUGAAAACGGACAUGUGUAAAUUGAAACCUGAAGGGUUUUUUAUUUUUCAUGCUGUCUAGUGGAAGGCGUGAAAAACGAGGGUGUCUGGGAUGAGGCCCUUCAGUCAGCUUCUAUGAGAUGUAGGUGUGCGUGUUUCUACGACCACGUUAGAAUUCUCCGCCUGCUGCAGUUGUACGAUGGCUGGUAGAACCUGUGUUGGCCAAGGUGAGCUGUGGACCACGCCAGAUGCCUGCAGGAUGGUGCUUUGCUCCCUGUCUCCCUUCUGGGUUUUUCGAACCUGAACGUAUGACAGGGUACGUUCCCUCAUCAAUCCAUCAGUGGUAUUUAUUGAAUGCUUACUGUGUGCAGAGCACUGUACUAAGCAUUUAUCUUCCAUCGCCCUUUUCCUUAAGCAGUUGGGGUGUUCAGCUCCUCUCCUGCCCCCAGUGACUCUGCUCUCUGAGGUGGAGGGGAGAGGAGAAGGGAGAGUCCAGGGAUGGUUCAGUCUAUGAGACAUCUUACCCUUGGGAUGCUGUGGAUUUCUGUAGUUUGCACAUUUUCUACUUUGUUUCCGCUUCCUCCUUCGGAAGCACUCACAUGUGUAGAGUUGGCAUCUCGGCACCAAUCACAGCCUUAGGCGCCUCUGCCAGAUGCCCCUCCCCUCUUGCUGGAAGAGAAAGAAAGGAAUGGAUCGGGCCGGGGAGGUCUCUGAAAUGAUUCUUGUGAGAAGGACAUGUCCAGAACUGAGAGAAGGGGUGCACCAACACGAGAGGGAUUUAGGCAAAAUCUUUUUCUGUAGAGGAAGUGGCUCUCCGAAGCCCCUUCCUUUUCCUUGGCAUUUUCUAGUUCUCCCCACUGGGCACCCGGGUGGAAUUUGCUGCAGGCAAAGGGUCCCGAUCUAAAGAGAGGCUUCCUUCACCUUCCCGAACCGACUUGACGGGGCAGAUCGGGCCGUCACAGGUGACUCCCUCUCCUCCCCUCCCCCUUCCCACCCACUACCCGACCCUUUCCCUCAGGAUUUAGCUCAAAACCUCCAAAGUAGCAGUGUGAAUAGCAACACACUUUGUCACCUCCUGAUUCCACCCUCCCCACCUCCUCUCCCCCCUCUCAAGGCACUUAGACUUCUUGGUGAUUUAACCCCAUUCUCACCCCUCACCCUGUCCUGGUCCCAGUCAGAGUCUCAUUGACGUGACACCCUCAAAAAUGCCCCAGUUAGUCUUUCGAAGGUUGUCCGCCCUCCUUCCUUGAGGCUCUGUAAAGGCGGAGCGAGCCAUACUGAAAACUGCUCUUGCUCUGGACGGCACGGGUCCCUCCGAUCUUCUCCGGCUCUGGGGAGGUGGUUCGGGGAGCUCAAAGAAGGAAGGGUGAAGCCCAGGUUAUCGUGAUGGGCAGCGGCCAGACUGGCCUCAUGUCUUGCUCGGCCUCCUAAUGAGGACCUACUCAGGGCUUUCUCAUGAAGUCCUUUCCUGCCAUUUCCUUUCCGAUCCUCCCCAGUGACAGUAACAGUACCCGGUGGCCUGGAAGCUCUGCCACAGGUCAGUGCCAUCCUUAGCGUAGGACAGUGAGGCUAAUUGCUCUAGGCCCCUGGCCCGAAGCUCCCUCCCCAUGCCACACACCCACCAAUCCCCCAGGAGUGUGGUGCUCCAGAAAGCAGCUGCUACAAGGAGAGGGCAGGAAUGACUUUUCUGUGAUCUUGUCCUGAAAUAUACACGUUGUCGGUCUGCCCGCCGUCCGGACCUCCUCAGCCUGACCGUCACAUUCUGGGGGCCGGGCGGUCUACCUCACAGAACAUUUGGGCAACUGCUUGGUGGUCGGGGAAGCGCGUGGCUCUUACCCGAAGCUUUGCACCCACACCGGUUCUGGUUCCAGGGGCAAUCGGCCACACCCAAUGUUGGAAGCCCAGGGGUCCAGGUCUGGUGGGUCCAGGGGCUCUUGGCAAGGGAGGGCAGAGGUCCCGUGACCCCCUGCCAGGGAAAGCACAGUGCCCAUCUCCUCAGGGGCUGAUGCUUCCUCAUCGGAGAGGAGUGUCCUAUCAGAUGGGAUUCCCCCGUCUCAUGCUAGCAGGUGGCAUCUCUCAUGGCUCCUGCUGUCUGGGGAGGCAGAGAGUACCCAAAUGAUUUUCAGCAGCUUUUCUUCUUGUCACCCGGGAUAAGAGGCACAAAGAUCACUUCCAGAUGCACCCGUGGUACUGCAGGGACUUCCAGAGUGUGCUGGCAGUGGGAGGUGGAGAGAGGGCAGGAAUUACACCCAAGGGAAGGAAAGAUGGUCAGGGUGCUUGUGGCUGCUAGGCACUGUUAGCCGAGUCAGUCCAGUCAAUCAUAUUUAUGGAGCGCUUACUGUGUGCCGAGCACCGUACUAAAGACGGGAUUCCUCUCCCCUAGACCUGCCCCACAAUGUCAGGCCAGCGCUAAGGACGCACAGGCUAUAAAAUUGUGACAUCAGGCCGCCGCUUGUCAGCUCUUGCAUGAAAAAUAUUGGAAAGUGUUUCCCGAGAAAUGAGCACCGGGGUUUCCCGGUAGAUCUAAAUAGGGGAGGCAGCCAGCUGCGGGAGCACAGAGGUCAACCCAUUGAACUUCUUGACCGAGAGGAAUCUGUCUUCAUUAGAACGAACCCAAGCUCCCCCGACCCUGGCUGAGGAGAAGCCGUCGUGGCUCUUUCUAAAUGGAGGAACAAGGAAGAAUGCUGGGCUUUUCCAUCUUUGUCAAUUGAAAGGGAAAUCUUGGCUCCUCUGGGUUGGAGUGGAAGUGCCUCCUCCACUAAAAAGUUCUGGAGCUUCUAGUGAGAGGAAGACCGUGACCACACUGGGUGUUCCUCCCCCCCCCCCCCCGCCCCCGGCCAGACACGGCUAAGUGGUGGGCAUGCGUGCCAGUUGGGAUGGGAUCACUGAGCAAUGAGGGGAUGGGGAAGUUCAGGAUGGACUUGGCCUUCAUCUUUGUAGUGUCUGCUUUCAGGAGAAAUUCAGUUUCCCAGCCAGAAAGCAAUUCAUUGAAAGUUCUAGACUAGAAACUUCAGAUCCCCUGAUUCUCUUUUUGGGGUCUGUGUCCAGUCAGUCAGUCGUAUUUAUUGAGUGCUCACUGUGUGCAGAGCACUGUACUAAGCGCUCGGUAGAGUACAAUAUAGCGAUACGCUGCGAUUACCCAGGGAAACCGGUUGGGGGUCUAGAAGCUGGAUUCUCAGCCCAACACAGAAGCAGCAUCUCAGGAUAGAGAUGGAUGGAUGGACUUAAGGAUGGACUCUGGCAUGAGAGAAACCACAGAGGCAGAAACAGUUUGAAAGUUAAAUCUGGUUUGCAGAAGGAAUUUGGGAAAGGGCGGGACAGAGACCCCCACCACAACCGUGGGCGUGGAGUAGGGGUCCCUACUCGAGAAGCCCAGCUGCUACCCAUUUUGUGGCUGGAGAUGACCCUUUGAAAGGCAAAGUCUUCCAGAGGAGAUUGAUUUGAGACAAUCAUUUUAGUGAUGGAUGCAAGUGACUCAGAUACUUUCAGUUUUGAAAAGAGUCUCUGAGAGGGGACAUCCCGGGUAGAGCUAAGGCAGGGAGAAUGUCAGUUGAUCAGUCAGUCAAUUGUAUUUAUUGAGCGCUUACU